UUUCUGAAAAUAGUUAAAAAAGCCGCAUCGUCCCGCGAUUCAGUGUGUGUAUCAACUAUCAAAUGCCAGACAUCUUAUCCACUUGGGCGGUCUGAAGCAAGACUAAGCUCCCCAAAUGGGCAGUCUCCUCCUCAGCACCCACACUUUCACUUCCCGUCUCCACAGCCUUCCCUUCCCAUCUCCCAGCCUCCACAACGACAACGCCGUUCUCGUCGUUCGCGCUGCCGCGGCAGUCUCUGCGCCAUCGCGAACAAGAAGGAAGAGGAGGCAGCCACCAAAGGUCGAUGAUUCCCCGGAGAAAGGCCUCCGCUUCACUUUCAUGGAGGAGCUCAUGAGCCGCGCCAGGAAUUGUGAUGCCGUCGGCGUCUCCGACGUCAUUUACGACAUGAUCGCCGCCGGACUCAGCCCUGGACCUCGCUCUUUCCAUGGAUUGAUCGUCGCUCAUGCUCUCAAUGGCGAUUCUGAGGCCGCGAUGCAAUCGCUGAGGAGAGAGUUGAGCGCUGGUCUUCGUCCUCUCCAUGAAACAUUUGUUGCUUUAAUUAGACUGUUUGGUUCCAAAGGUCGCACUAUAAGAGGCUUAGAAAUCCUUGCAGCGAUGGAGAAAUUGAACUAUGACAUUCGUGGAGCUUGGCUAGUUCUUAUUGAGGAGCUCGUUCGUAGCAAUUAUCUUGAGGAUGCUAAUAAAGUGUUCAUGAAGGGUGCUAAAGGUGGGCUUAGAGCUACAGAUGAGGUCUACGAUCUUUUGAUUGUGGAAGAUUGCAAAGUAGGAGACCAUUCUAAUGCUUUGGAAACUGCAUAUGAGAUGGAGGCAGCUGGGCGAAUGGCAACAACUUUUCAUUUCAAUCGCCUUCUCAGUGUGCAGGCAACUUGUGGAAUUCCUGAAAUAGCAUUUUCAACAUUUGAGAACAUGGCAUAUGGAGAAGAGUAUAUGAAACCUGAUACAGAGACGUAUAAUUGGGUGAUCCAAGCAUAUACCAGAGCUGAAUCUUAUGACAGAGUGCAAGAUGUUGCUGAGCUACUUGGCAUGAUGGUUGAAGACCACAAGCGUUUACAGCCUAAUGUGAAAACCUAUGCGCUGCUAGUGGAAUGUUUUACUAAGUACUGUGUGAUACGGGAAGCAAUACGGCAUUUUCGAGCUCUUAGACAGUUUGAAGGUGGAACAAAAGUUCUACAUUGUGACGGAGACUUUGGAGAUCCUCUUUCUUUGUAUCUACGUGCCUUAUGCGGAGAAGGAAGAAUUGUAGAUAUGCUAGAAGCUUUAGAAGCCAUGGCCAAAGAUAGCCAACCAAUACCACCUAGAGCCAUGAUCUUGAGCAGAAAAUACCGCACACUUGUAAGCUCAUGGAUUGAACCUUUGCAAGAGGAAGCUGAACUUGGAUACGAGAUUGAUUACGUUGCCAGGUAUAUUGCAGAGGGUGGGCUUACUGGUGAGCGCAAGCGAUGGGUUCCUCGGAGAGGAAAAACUCCUCUUGAUCCUGAUGCUGCAGGGUUUAUAUAUUCAAACCCUAUGGAAACCUCAUUCAAGCAAAGAUGUCUUGAUGAUUGGAAGUUGCACCACCGUAAGCUUUUGAAAACUUUAAGGAACGAGGGACUUGCAGCUUUAGGGGACGCUUCUGAAGCAGAUUAUAUUCGUGUAGAGGAGAGGUUAAAAAAAAUUGUAAAGGGUCCUGACCAGAAUGUUUUAAAGCCCAAAGCUGCUAGUAAGAUGAUAGUAUCUGAACUAAAGGAAGAACUAGAAGCACAAGGUCUGCCAAUUGAUGGUACUAGAAAUGUUCUUUACCAGCGUGUCCAAAAAGCAAGGAGAAUAAACCGCUCUCGUGGUCGGCCCCUUUGGGUUCCACCUGUAGAGGAGGAGGAAGAAGAGGUUGAUGAAGAGCUGGAUGAACUGAUCUCACGAAUAAAACUGCAUGAAGGGGAUACGGAAUUCUGGAAACGCCGUUUCCUUGGAGAAGGUCUGAAUGGUGAUCAUGGAAAGCCCAUGGACAUAGGAAAUUCAGAACCUAUGGAUAUGUUGAAUGAUGUUGAUUCUGUAAAAGAUGCUGCAAAAGAUGUUGAAGAUGAUGAGGCUGAUGAUGAUGAUGAUGAUGAUGAUGUUGAUGAUGAUGAUGAUGAUGAGGAGGAGGAGGAGGUGGAGGUGGCAGUGGAGGCAGAACAAACUGAGAGCCAAGAUGUAGAAAGGGUCAAGAACAAGGAAGUUGAAGCUAAGAAGCCUCUUCAAAUGAUUGGUAUCCAAUUAUUGAAAGAUUCUGACCAAACAACUAGCACAUCUAAAAAGUCAAGGAGAAGAAGCUCUCGAAAAUUUGUCGAGAAUGAUGAUGAUGAUGACUGGUUUCCGGAGGAUAUUUUCGAGGCAUUUAAGGAACUGAGGAAAAGGAAAGUAUUUGAUGUAGAUGACAUGUAUACGAUAGCUGAUGCUUGGAGCUGGACAUGGGAAAGAGAACUGAAGAACAGAUGUCCUCGUAGAUGGUCACAGGAAUGGGAAGUUGAGCUGGCAAUUAAAGUUAUGCUAAAGGUGAUAGAAUUGGGUGGAAUACCAACAAUUGGGGAUUGUGCCAUGAUAUUGCGUGCAGCUAUAAGGGCUCCUCUACCAUCAGCUUUCUUGAAGAUCUUGCAGACAACACAUUCUCUAGGUUAUGUGUUUGGGAGUCCACUAUAUGACGAAAUCAUCUCGCUGUGUCUGGAUCUUGGGGAGUUGGAUGCAGCCAUUGCAAUAGUUGCAGAUUUGGAGACUGCUGGAAUCACAGUCUCAGAUGAAACCUUGGACAGGGUUAUUGCUGCAAGACAGACAAAUGACGCUUCUACAAAGGACACGGAUGAUUCGUUGUCGUAGUUAAAUUUUCUAUUCCAGAAACACAGACGGGUUACAUUAAAAACUCGUCCACCAUAAGGCAUAAGGCAAACUUACAUGGCUGCAAAGUCUACAGAUAAUAUGAGCUGUUAUUUUGGCCUUAGGUACCAAGGAGAAGCAUUUUUGGUCGUUUUCUUUCUCAUACCUGAUUAUUGAGGUCAGUAUUGUAGGAAAGGUCUAUAAGAAUGUUAUUUAACAUAACCGUUGACCCGGUGUAUAUAUUUAUUUGUACUUACAAAUUUUGUUGAAAUUCUCAUUGUAUAACUUGGAUGAGCCACAUGUAUUAACCGUUGCUGCUGAUGCCAUGGGAAGGCUGGCUGUUAUGUAAUCCUCUGUUUUUUGAGGCUUUUUGUGCUAA
Messenger RNA from Ziziphus jujuba (common jujube), 3206 nucleotides. RefSeq lists its product as uncharacterized. The record is from RefSeq and is a predicted model, not a curated record. The coding region runs from base 116 to 2830 and encodes 904 amino acids. The transcript has 13 exons. Lineage: Eukaryota; Viridiplantae; Streptophyta; Magnoliopsida; Rosales; Rhamnaceae. Gene Ontology annotation, molecular function: protein binding.